Messenger RNA from Lutzomyia longipalpis, 589 nucleotides. It is a transcript of the gene RpL28, whose product is annotated as 60S ribosomal protein L28. The transcript has 3 exons. The coding region runs from base 118 to 537 and encodes 139 amino acids. NCBI's taxonomy places the organism in Eukaryota, Metazoa, Arthropoda, Insecta, Diptera, Psychodidae. Gene Ontology annotation, cellular component: ribosome; cytosolic large ribosomal subunit. Gene Ontology annotation, biological process: translation. The record is from RefSeq and is a predicted model, not a curated record. Gene Ontology annotation, molecular function: structural constituent of ribosome.
UCUUUGGGCUUCUUGUUUGUGAGACGCACAGAGAAUUAUGCUACAUGCAAAAGCAUAAAGCAUAAGCUUCUUCCUCUUUUUUAUUUUUCCCGAAGCUGAAAGAAAACUCCAGGAAAAAUGGCAUCAUCGUCGCACCUCAACUGGCUUAUUGUGCGCAAUUGCAACGCAUACUUGCUAAAGAAGCGCGACAUCCCAAAACCCUUCAGCACAGAGCGCAACAACCUGACCAACCUCAGUUCAUUCAGAUACAGUGGUUUGGUGCACCAUAAGACCUUGGCUGUGUUGCCGGCUGACAAGAAGGGCUUCACUGUGGUGUACAAGAAGAAGAACUGCGAGAACAAGCCAGCCAAGAGUUCCGUGAAGGUGACCAUGAAGUCCGGACCCCGGAGGUCACUGUACAAGCUCAAGAAGACGCUUAAGGCACAGCGAUACAGGAAGGAUCUCACCAAGGCUGCCCUGAGACGUGCCAGUGCUGUCCUCCGAUCCCAGAAGCCCACAAAUCCCAAGAAGGCAAAGAAAACCAAGAAGCCCGAGUGAAUGUAGUGUCCUUUCCGUGGAUUCACAAUAAAAGUCACUCACAGUAAAUAAA